This is a messenger RNA of Fusarium keratoplasticum, 1731 nucleotides long. RefSeq lists its product as uncharacterized. The transcript has 6 exons. The record is from RefSeq and is a predicted model, not a curated record. NCBI's taxonomy places the organism in Eukaryota, Fungi, Ascomycota, Sordariomycetes, Hypocreales, Nectriaceae. Gene Ontology annotation, molecular function: CoA-ligase activity. Bases 1 to 1731 code for a protein of 576 amino acids.
AUGGUCUUUCAUCCGCCGCCUUGGGUUCCCCCUCUUCCAGAAAUCCCAGACUCUAUCACCGUUGAUGAAUUCGUCAAUAGCGAAGCAUAUGGGAGGAGAUCCUUUGCGGCUUCCAAGAGCCCUUACACAUGCGGUGUAACUGGUAAAUCUCGCAGCGCUGCAGAUGUUGCUGAGCGUGUCGAGUAUCUCGCUCGAGCGCUUGCCAAGAAUACCCAUCUUGAUCCUCUCGAAGGAACAGAAUGGGAUAGAGUCGUAGCCAUCUACUCUUUAAACACCAUUGACUACAUACCCGUCACCCACGCUGUCCACCGUCUUGAUGGCAUCGUCACUCCUGCAAGUGCUGCUCACUCGAUUUCCGAGCUUGAACAUCAGCUACGGUCUUCUGGUGCCAAGGCAUUGUUUACUUGUGUUCCAUUACUCGACAAUGCGCUGAAAGCAGCGCGAGCCGUCGGGAUUCCCGAGAAGAACGUUUUCCUUCUUCCAGUACCUGGAGUUUCAGCACCCAAUAAUGUGAAGACUAUUGAGAACUUGAUCUCUGAAGGAAAGGCCUUGCCGCCUGUGCCUGUUCAGAAAUGGAUCCCAGGACAAGGGAAGAGACAAGUAGCCUAUUUGUCUUACUCGAGCGGCACAUCUGGGCUUCCGAAAGCGGUCAUGAUUUCUCACUACAAUGUGAUUGCAUGCAUUGUUAUGAUACACACGUUUGAACAGGGGGACCAUCGAGGCGGUGUUUUAAACUCCCAGGUCUCUCUUGGCGUGCUCCCUUUCAGCCACAUUUACGGCCUCGUAGUCGUAGCCCACGUCGCGCACUAUCGAGGGGAUGAGGUCAUUGUUCUUCAGAAAUUUCAGCUGGAUCAACUGCUGGCGUCCAUCCAGCGAUUCAAGAUCGAGGUGCUAUACGUUGUGCCGCCCAUACUUGUUCAGCUUCUAAGCAACCACGACAAGUGUAAGAAGUACGAUCUCAGCAGUGUUCGUCUUGCUUUCUCAGGAGCUGCUCCAUUGGGUAGUGAGGCGAGCCACAAGAUGUUGGAACUCUUCCCCAAGUGGAAAAUCAGCCAAGGCUAUGGCCUGACGGAAGCUUCACCGUCAGUUUUACACAGUAGCGAAACAGACUCGCUGAUGGGGUCCUCUGGCUCCCUUCUGCCUGGUGUCAAAGCCAAGAUCAUCGAUCAAUAUGGCAAAGAAGUGACUGAACACGAGACACCAGGCGAGCUUUACGUGCAAUCACCCAGCGUGACUCUAGGGUACUUGAACAACGAAAAAUCAAACGCUGAGACAUUUGUGUGGGACAAGGAAGGACGAUGGCUAAGGACAGGCGACGAAGUGCUUGUGACGAAAUCUCCCGCCGGCUUUGAGCUUUUUGUGGUUGUGGAUCGGAUCAAGGAACUGAUCAAAGUCAAGGGUCAUCAAGUAGCUCCGGCUGAGCUCGAGGCUCAUCUCCUCGACCAUCCCCAUGUUUCUGACUGCGCCGUUAUUGGGAUCCACGACGACAGAGCAGGUGAAGUGCCGUUGGCAUUUGUGGUGAAGAGCAAGGAAGCCAGCAAUCUAUCGACAGAAGAAGUCGAAAGGUCUAUCCAUGAACAUGUUGAAUCGCACAAGGCGAGACACAAGUGGUUGAAGGGCGGCAUCAGGUUUUUGGAGCUUGUUCCCAAGUCUCCUAGCGGGAAGAUCUUACGGCGAGUGUUGAGGUCUCAGGCUGUUCCCGUGGGUAAGAAGGAGCUUUCAAAACUCUAG